Molecule: messenger RNA, 216 nt
Organism: Gongylonema pulchrum
Lineage: Eukaryota; Metazoa; Nematoda; Chromadorea; Rhabditida; Gongylonematidae
Source: the annotation of a GenBank genome assembly
AUGAGCAAGCAAAUUCUGGUUGUUGGCCUAACCUGUGUUGAUAUAAUCAAUUAUGUCACCAGCUACCCGGCCGAAGAUAGCGAUUCACGUGUCAUGAAACAGGUUUGGACCAUUGGUGGAAAUGCAGCAAAUAAUGUUACCGUACUGAAUCAGCUUAAUUCACACUCAAUUUUAUUCUCAGCAAUUCCGAUGAAUAAUCCGGUUAUCACUUCGUAA